This is a messenger RNA of Sceloporus undulatus (fence lizard), 479 nucleotides long. RefSeq names its product small transmembrane regulator of ion transport 1 (gene STRIT1). Bases 43 to 150 code for a protein of 35 amino acids. NCBI's taxonomy places the organism in Eukaryota, Metazoa, Chordata, Lepidosauria, Squamata, Phrynosomatidae. The record is from RefSeq and is a predicted model, not a curated record. Gene Ontology annotation, biological process: regulation of slow-twitch skeletal muscle fiber contraction; regulation of ATPase-coupled calcium transmembrane transporter activity. The transcript is spliced from 3 exons.
CAGAAACGUUAAAUCGGUUCUAUUUAGACACACAACAGAGGAAUGGCACAAACAGAGACAGUUCUGUAUUCCCAGUAUUUUGUGCCCAUUCUUCUCUUGAUAGCCUGGAUUGUAGGUUGUAUACUGACAGUUUAUUUUGUCUUCUCUUAAAACGGGAAGGAAGCCUUUUCAAACAACAUCUGAAACAGGAUGAAGAUGUUUAUUUCUUAUUUUGAAAACACACCACACAGAUUAUAUUUUAAGAAUAUUACAACAAAGUAUUGAUAUAUAUGUUUUCUCUGUCUAGAAAUAAAAAAUAAAAAGCAAUUUUGUAAAUUUAAGUAAUUUUGAAUUAAAAUUUCCAGAUUUGGAUAUUUGAUGGUAGAAAAAUGUUUGCCAAACUCCUUUUUAUUCUGGUAUCCAACCCCCCAUCCCCAUCUGAUGUGUCCAUGUAUGAAAUAAUGACCCCUCUCCUUUAAAAAAUCUCUGGAAUAAUAUUU